CUCUUAAACCAACAGUGUAUAUAUACCAUAUAGUACCACCACUGACAGAGCACUCACAAUCAAAACAAAAGUGAUCUCUAAUUUCACUCAGAAAAAUCAUCCAAGUUUAAGCCAUGUCAAGCACAGCUGGUCAGGUCAUUAAGUGCAAAGGUGAGCCAGCCACCACACUCUUCCACUUUUUUUAUAGAUACUACAGUACAUAGGUAGGAUUAUAUAUUUCCGAUGGCUUCUGUGGACACAGUAAACGCUUCCUCCUCCUCUCUUCCCUUUAACAAUGUCUUUUCUGAAGACAGAAAGAAAUACGAUGUCUUUCUCAGUUUCAGAGGCAGCGACACCCGCAAUAACUUUACAGACCUUCUAUUCGCUGGGAUGAAUCAGAAAGGCAUAUCCACAUUUAGGGAUGCUGAACGGUUCGAACGAGGAAAAUCCAUUGCUGAGGAGCUAUUCAUAGCAAUAGAAGAAGCAAAAUUUGCUGUCGUCAUUCUCUCGAGAAACUACGCUUCUUCCCGUUGGUGCUUGGCUGAAGUAACAAAAAUCGUUGAAUGUAUGGAAAAGAAGAAGCUGAUAGUUCUGCCAAUUUUCCAUUAUGUGGAUCCUCAUGAUGUGCGGAAUCAGAGAGGGGCUUUCGCUGAUGCCUUUGCCAAACAUGAAGAGCGUUUCAAAGAUAGCACAGAGGUUGUGUCUUUGUGGAGAUAUGCUUUGACAAAAGUUGCUAAUAUUCCUGGAUGGGUUUUAAACUACGGCGAUCCGGAGUCGCAAUUGAUUGAUGAGUUUAUCGAAUCACUCUGCAACCUCAGCAAUCAGAUGCCGGAAGAUGGUUCCACCAAUUGGGAUUUACCACCAAGAUUUGAUGAUUCACCAGAUGAAGCAGAUGAUGAUGCAGAUGAGAUGGUGCAGGAUUAUGUAGCUGAUUUGCCACUGGAAGCUCAUGUGGUACCAGAUGAUGUAGCUGAUGUGCCACAGGAAGCUCAUGUGGUGGAGGAUCAUGUUGCUAAUUUGCCACAGGAAGCUCAUGUGGUAGAGGAUCAUCAUGUUGCUAAUUUGCAACAGGAAUGCGCAAUUUGUGUCACUAAUGCAAGGGGCAUGGCUUUUCUCUGUGGGCACACGACAUGUGUGGAAUGUGGGGAAAGAUUGGACAGAUGUCCCAUUUGCCGGGAACGGAUCAUUUACCGUAUCAGGUUGUUCUUGGAGUGACCAUGCCCAGAGAAUUAAAUUUAAACUAGAUUGCACAUGGUCAGGUGUUUAUCAAAGAUUGUCGAUGGUGUUGUCUUCCUUGUGUGUUGUAUGAUUGUGUCAUAAAUGUCUAUUGUUCUUUUCCAUUAUUGGAGGAUAUUUUUCUAUAAAAUGAUAGGUAUAAACUCCAUCAAAUGUUUGUGGCCACACUGUUGCGGCUCGGUUUUGUCUUCCUUGGUAUAGUAUUAUUUGGAAUGUUAAAUAUGAUA
Molecule: messenger RNA, 1442 nt
Organism: Quercus robur (English oak)
Lineage: Eukaryota; Viridiplantae; Streptophyta; Magnoliopsida; Fagales; Fagaceae
Product: TMV resistance protein N-like
Exons: 7
Coding region: 223-1194 (323 amino acids)
Biological process (GO): signal transduction
Source: RefSeq, a predicted model, not a curated record